AUGUCUUUGGAGAGUAAAAAACGUAAGCCAAACUGGACUGAUGAUGAAAUGAAAAUUCUAACAUCUUGUGUAAUUGAAAACAAAGAUGUAUUAUUUGCAAAACUGUCGGCUUCAGUGACAAACGAGAAAAAGAAAGCUGUAUGGGAAGACAUCGCAAAGCAAAUAAAUUCUUCUUCUGCCUUGUGCAAGAGGGAAACAGCAGAAAUAAAAAAGAAAUGGAAAGAUGCAAGAUCCAUUGUAAAGAAGAAAGAAGCCAGUAGAAAAUACCAGACGAAGAGAACGGGCGGAGGGCCUCCCCCGGAAUCUAUUUUGUCAAUUAUACCGGAUAAACUUAUCUCUAGGAUUGACGGAGGGGUUGAUACUGCCUUUGCCAGUAAUUCUGAAACAAGUACUAACACGGCUAGCGACCCUGACGCUGAGUUUAUACUGAAUUUGAUAGGAGUGAAGGAGAGGAGAGUCAUCGCAGAGGAGAGAAAAGCAGAUGCCCUAGAGAGAAUAGCGGCGGCAUUUGAAAACAAAUUUGGCAUUUAA
This is a messenger RNA of Saccostrea cuccullata (small rock oyster), 531 nucleotides long. RefSeq names its product nuclear apoptosis-inducing factor 1-like. The record is from RefSeq and is a predicted model, not a curated record. The transcript has 4 exons. Bases 1 to 531 code for a protein of 176 amino acids. Gene Ontology annotation, cellular component: nucleus. NCBI's taxonomy places the organism in Eukaryota, Metazoa, Mollusca, Bivalvia, Ostreida, Ostreidae.